CCGGAGGGGCCGUGGGAUGUCGGGAGUUGUAGUUUGACGUUCGGCCUUGAUCGAUGUUCUCUCGCGGAUUUUCUUCUCGGCAGCAAAAGCCGGGCCAUGGCGGCUGCGGCCAACUCGGGCGGUCGUUCCAAGGUGGCGCCCAGCGUAGAUUUUGAUCAUAGCUGCUCCGACAGCGUCGAAUACCUGACUCUGAAUUUCGGGCCUUUCGAGACGGUGCACCGGUGGCGCCGCCUCCCGCCCUGCGAUGAAUUCGUCGGGGCUCGCCGUAGCAAACACACCGUGGUGGCUUAUCGAGAUGCCAUCUACGUCUUUGGUGGGGAUAACGGGAAAACUAUGUUGAAUGACUUGUUAAGAUUUGAUGUGAAGGACUGCUCUUGGUGCAGGGCUUUUACUACUGGGACUCCACCAGCACCAAGGUAUCACCACUCAGCAGUAGUUUAUGGAAGCAGCAUGUUUGUAUUUGGUGGCUACACUGGAGAUAUAUAUUCCAAUUCCAACUUGAAGAACAAAAAUGAUCUUUUUGAAUAUAAACUUGCAACAGGCCAAUGGACAGAAUGGAAGAUUGAAGGAAGAUUACCAGUUGCUCGGUCAGCUCAUGGUGCAACCGUCUAUAGUGAUAAACUGUGGAUCUUUGCAGGAUAUGAUGGAAAUGCACGAUUAAAUGACAUGUGGACUAUUAGCUUACAAGACAGAGAUUUAACGUGUUGGGAAGAGAUUAAACAAACUGGUGAGAUUCCUCCUUCAUGCUGUAAUUUUCCUGUAGCUGUCUGCAAAGAAAGUAUGUUUGUUUUUUCUGGCCAGAGUGGAGCAAAGAUUACCAAUAACCUUUUUCAGUUCGAAUUCAAAGAAAAAAUUUGGACACGAAUCCCUACUGAACACUUACUACGGGGCUCUCCACCUCCUCCCCAAAGGAGAUAUGGUCACACGAUGGUUGCUUUUGAUCGCCAUCUCUAUGUGUUUGGUGGUGCUGCAGACAAUACAUUGCCUAAUGAACUUCAUUGCUAUGAUGUUGACUCUCAGACAUGGGAAGUUAUCCAGCCAAGUCCGGAUAGUGAGUUACCAACUGGAAGACUCUUCCAUGCUGCAGCUGUUAUCUGUGAUGCCAUGUAUAUCUUUGGAGGGACAGUGGAUAACAACAUCAGAAGUGGAGAAAUGUAUAGAUUUCAGUUUUCUUGUUAUCCAAAAUGUACUUUACAUGAUGACUAUGGAAGACUAUGGGAAAACAGGCAAUUCAGUGAUCUAGAAUUUGUGCUUGGGGAGAAAGAAGAGAGAGUCCGAGGACAUACAGCUAUUGUCACAGCUCGCUGUAAAUGGCUGAGGAAGAAAAUUACACAGGCAAAAGAAAGGCUGAAACAGAAAUCUAAGCAAGAGAUUAAUGAGGAAGGACAAGAGGUGUCCCAAAAGGAAACGGCAGGCAACAAUGUAAAGAUGGGUCGCCCGCAGCCGCUGCUGGAAGUGACAAUCCGGGAAGCUGAAGCUCAGCCCUUUGAAGUGCUCAUGCAGUUCCUCUACACAGACAAAAUCAAAUACCCACGCAAAGGACAUGUGCAAGAUGUUCUGCUAAUCAUGGAUGUGUACAAGUUGGCUCUUAACUUCAAACUAUCUCGAUUGGAACAACUCUGUGUCCAAUACAUUGAGGCCUCGGUAGAUCUGCAGAAUGUACUUGUUGUAUGUGAAAAUGCAAACAAACUUCAGCUGGAUCAGCUGAAGGAACACUGUCUGAAUUUUGUGGUAAAAGAAUCACACUUUAAUCAGGUAAUAAUGAUGAAAGAAUUUGAACAUCUUUCUUCAUCUUUGAUAGUAGAGAUAGUACGAAGAAAGCAGCAACCUCCAUUUCGAACACAUUCUGAUCAGCCUCUUGAUAUUGGAACCUCGUUGAUUCAGGAUAUGAAAGCCUAUUUGGAAGGUGCUGGUUUAGAAUUCUGUGAUAUCAUUCUACUGUUAGAUGGUCAUCCAAGACCAGCUCAUAAAGCUAUUCUUGCAGCCCGCUCUAGUUACUUUGAAGCCAUGUUUCGUUCUUUUAUGCCAGAAGAUGGCCAAGUUAAUAUUUCAAUUGGUGAGAUGGUGCCAAGCAAACAAGCAUUUGAAUCUAUGUUACGAUAUAUUUAUUAUGGUGAAGUGAAUAUGCCUCCUGAAGAUUCACUCUACCUCUUUGCUGCCCCUUAUUAUUAUGGGUUCUAUAAUAAUCGUCUUCAAGCAUAUUGCAAGCAGAAUCUGGAAAUGAAUGUUACUGUGGAAAAUGUGCUUCAGAUUUUAGAGGCAGCUGAUAGGACCCAGGCAUUGGACAUGAAGAGACACUGCCUAUAUAUCAUUGUUCACCAGUUCACCAAGGUAUCCAAGCUACCAAAUCUUCGGUCUCUCAGUCAACCUCUUCUACUUGACAUCAUAGAAUCAUUAGCAAAUCACAUAUCAGACAAACAGUGUGCUGAGCUUGGAGCAGAUAUUUAAGAUUUUGUUUAUUCUGUAUCUUGCAUAUUUUCUUCUAAGAGGUUACACACUUCCUAUAUAUAAAGAUAUUUAAUCUUUGUUAUCAACACAUGUUGAUAUGGUAAGAAGCCCUGAUGAAGUCAUCUUGUGUAAGAUGAGUGGCCAUAUACAUCUGAUAAAAUAACUACAUGAAUAAAGCAGGAAACCUUUGAAAAUGUAAUGAUACUUCUGACUUUCUAAACAAACAUUUGAGCUGUAUUAUUUGGAUUGUAGGCACAUGAAGGCUACAAAUUGUUACCUCUGAUAGACUAUAUAUCUCCAUAGUUAUUGAUGAGUAUUGAUAAUACACUUUUGAUUCUUUGUCAGAACAAUGUUGCUAAAUUGAAAAUUUCAAGGACUUGUUCAGGCAAACUCCAAGAAUUGGACACAACUGAAUGGAACAAAAAAAUGUUGCACAUGUAGACAUAUUGCGAUGAUUAAGGUAUAAAAAGCAAAGGAAUACUGUUCUUUCCAAAAACAGGUUAUGCAGUGAAACAACAAAAGUAUUCCUCUUUCUUUAGCAGUAUAAUGACUUCUUUUGACAAUCUGCAGCCAAUCUACAUUAUUUUAAGAUGUCAAAGAUUUUCUUCAGAAUACUGAAUUGCCAUUCCUUUUGCAGCACUUGUCUCUUUAUGUGUUUCCUAAAAAGUUUAUUGUACUUUUAUUUAUUGUUAUGUUAUGAGCCUCCCAGAGUUCUUUGGAAGUUGGGUAAGUUCUAAAUCAAAAUAAAUGAAUUGUAGUAAAUUUAUGAAGUUAUACUGGGUGACAGUAUAGACAUGGAAUCUUAAAAACCUUCUCUUUUAAAAUUAACUGCACAUUUCAAACUCUUUUGUUCUAUAUGUAAUUUGAAAGACAUUGAGUUGGAUGGCAUACAAAUUUAAUAAAUCAUUAUCGUCGUUGUGGAAAACUCC
Molecule: messenger RNA, 3377 nt
Organism: Pantherophis guttatus
Lineage: Eukaryota; Metazoa; Chordata; Lepidosauria; Squamata; Colubridae
Gene: LZTR1
Product: leucine zipper like post translational regulator 1
Cellular component (GO): Golgi apparatus
Molecular function (GO): protein binding
Source: RefSeq, a predicted model, not a curated record